Molecule: messenger RNA, 2410 nt
Organism: Trachemys scripta elegans
Lineage: Eukaryota; Metazoa; Chordata; Testudines; Emydidae
Gene: FOXA3
Product: forkhead box A3
Exons: 1
Coding region: 327-1475 (382 amino acids)
Biological process (GO): anatomical structure morphogenesis; regulation of transcription by RNA polymerase II; cell differentiation
Molecular function (GO): protein domain specific binding; DNA-binding transcription factor activity, RNA polymerase II-specific; transcription factor binding
Source: RefSeq, a predicted model, not a curated record
GUUUACACAAGAUCAGAAUUCAGCCCUCUAUCUUACACACUCCUGAAUUACUUUCCCUGCUACCACCCAUCCCCAUCCUGUCCCUUUGAGGCCAAAUCCAGCUCUUGAUUCCACUAGUGCAAACCAGGAGUAACUCCACUGUGUCCAUAUUUACCGUAGUGUUACUGAGAGCCGAAGCCAGCCCUUGGUGGGUGAGAUACUGCCCUGCCUCACGUAACUGACCCUCUCGACUAGGCCACCCCUGGACUAGGCCGAAGCCCUCUGUGGUAGUUGCAUGGCUAACUCUGUCCCUUGGCUUCCCCUAGGUCUAUCCAUCUGUGAGCACCAUGACCUCCAGCCUGGGGCCGAUGAACACCAUCAACUCCUACAUGACGCUCAACUCGCUUAGUUCCCCCAGCUCCAUUAACAUGACCUACCCGAAUAGCCCUUCCCUCACCGGGCUGACCAGCUCCACCAGCCCCAUGGGCCUUCCCGCUAUGACGUCACCUGUCAGCCCGGUGCUGACGCCACUGGGGACCCAGGCGCCCACCAUCAACUCCCUAUCCCCCUACCCGAACGUGAGCCAGUCCCUGGCCCCUCUGGGGUACCCAGCCUCGGGCAUCAACCGGCCCAAGGAAAUCAACAAGUCAUACCGGCGCACGCUGACUCAUGCCAAGCCCCCGUAUUCCUAUAUCUCCCUCAUCACCAUGGCCAUCCAGCAGGCCCCCAGCAAGAUGCUGACCCUCAACGAGAUCUACCAGUGGAUCAUGGACCUCUUCCCGUAUUAUCGGGAGAACCAGCAGCGCUGGCAGAACUCCAUCCGCCACUCGCUCUCCUUCAACGACUGCUUCGUCAAAGUGGCCCGCUCCCCGGACAAGCCCGGCAAAGGCUCCUACUGGGCCCUGCACCCCAAUUCCGGCAACAUGUUCGAGAACGGCUGCUACCUGCGGCGCCAGAAGCGCUUCAAGAUCGAAGACAAGGCCAAGAAACCCAACGCCAAGCCAUCCGGCACCCAGGAGCAGGCUCCCAAACACCCUGAGCGGCUCCAGGAAGGCCAAAGUCCCAACACCGCUUCUGAAGGGGCCGAGUCGGGCCACUCAGAUGCCUCCCACAGUUCUGAGGAGCAAAGGGGCCUGGUCCAGUUGGACUGUUCUGGCGUGCAAGGUUCAUCCCCGGCCUCCGAGGCCUCCCCCAUCUCUCAGCCCAUGAAUAGCCACUACUUCCCCCCUUCCAUCACCAAUAUGGACCUCCCAAACGACCUCAAAAUGGACCCUCAGUACAACUUCAAUCACCCCUUCUCCAUCACCAACCUGAUGUCCUCCGAGCAGAGCCACAAGAUUGACCUGAAGGCCUACGAGCAGGCCAUGGCCUACAGCGGCUACGGCUCGCCCCCUGCGCCGGACGGCAAACACGCCUACGAGACGGCCACUUCGCUCAGCGAAACCGGCUCUUACUACCAGAGCCUGUACAGCCGCUCCCUGCUCAAUGCCUCGUAAUGGCCCCCCUCUGGAGAACCAAGGCCGCUUGCAGAGAUCGGGGGCGAGGGGCAGACGCCGUUCCCCCACCUACCCGCCCAAGUGUAAGACGUUCCUUUCCAUUGUCCACCAGGCACGACAUGGGGAAAGGAACGAGAGACCAGCUCCUGUGCUGGGCCCUGUGUAGGCCCCUUGCCAUCCUGUGACCAGGGGUUCCUUUUCUCGGUGUGGAAAAUACCCUCCCCAUCCCCACCUCCACUCCCACCCUCCAAAUCUUUCAAGGGAGCAGGGCAAAGUCUCUCCCCAAGGUAAUGGCCAGGUGGGAUGAACACAUUCCACAUCUCCCCUUGUCCUGGCCACCUCCUGGGAGACCGCGCCAGACAGUCACUAGACCAGCUGGGAUCCUGCCCUUAGUUCUGUGCCAUUAGCUACCAGAGCGGUGCCACUGAGCUCAGCGGCAAUGGAGAGUCCUCCGCAGCGUUGGGCGAGCAGCCGUGUCUGUUUCAAACAUGUCCCAGAAGAGCUGUACAUCCAGCCCCUGGCCUCGAACUCGGAGCCUGGGAGCAGCCCUCGUAGUUCCCAAGGCAUAUGGAAUUCUCUGCCGAAAUGUUACAGUUCCCGAGAGCUUCUCCAGGCGAUCCCCAAACCCUGUAGAUCCACACAUGGCAGGAUUCCACUGUUACGUUCAAGGGAAUUAGUUAUGCCACAGACAAAUUGGGCCCCGUGAGUGUGAAGCCUGGUGCGGGGGGAGGAAUUGUUCUAGAUUUUUGUUGUUGGUUUUUUGUUUUUUUUUUUGUAAAUGGCUUUCUAUUUAAAUAUUUGCUUUGGAAAAGGGGUUAAUAGAGUCUGUUUUAAUAUAUCAUAAUUUAGAGAGGGAUUUGUUUGUGGAUGGUUCAUUUUAAGUGUGUCUUUACCUUUUUUUUUUGGUAUUCAAGAUCAUUAAAAAAAUAACCCAC